UUUGACCACAGAAUAGAUGUACUCGUUCAUCAUUCUUGUUACAGUAUUCGCAAUGAAUACUGCUGUAUUGAAUUUAAGAGACAAGACGCUAGGAUGGGGCUCUUAACAUGCCAACAAUCAAAAUCUAUCCGUAUCAAUGGCGCCAUCCUGAUUGAUUUGAUAGCCAAAACAAAUGCAGAUAAUAUUUACUUGAUUUAUAUGGAUUUUUGGGGA
Messenger RNA from Cokeromyces recurvatus, 213 nucleotides. RefSeq lists its product as uncharacterized. The record is from RefSeq and is a predicted model, not a curated record. Lineage: Eukaryota; Fungi; Mucoromycota; Mucoromycetes; Mucorales; Mucoraceae. The annotation marks the transcript as partial. The transcript has a single exon.